UCGUGCUGGGCUGCCUGUUCCUCGCGAUGCCCCCGGCGCUCGGCGAGCCCGUGGCCCCACUUGUCUCCUGGUCGGAGCCACAGGCGGACACCAGCGGCAGCAGACGACAAGGAGCUGCUGACGACGCAGCGGCGGCGGCCGCCGUCCCGAGCCGGGCGAGGAGGUCCGCGACGGCAGCUCCAUGCCAGCCCAGCAGCACGGCCGUGGACACCGCGGAGCGCCUCGCCAAGCUCAGGGCGCUCAUGAGGCAGAGCGGCGUCGCGGCCUACAUCAUCCCGUCGGACGACGAGCAUGGGAGCGAGUACACGGCCAACGCGGACCACCGUCGGGAGUGGAUCACGGGCUUCACGGGCAGCGCCGGUGACGCGGUGGUCACCAUGACGGACGCUCUGCUCUGGACCGACUCGCGCUACUGGGUGCAAGCCAACAGGCAGCUCGACUGCAACAGCUGGACCCUGAUGAAAAAGGGCGAGCCGGACGUACUGAGCAUCGAGAAGUGGCUGGGGAAGAACCUGGAUAGGAGCGCACUAGUGGGCGCCGACUCGCGCAUGCUGUCCUACAACCAGUGGAGCACCUGGGACAACUACCUGGCCGGUCUGGGUGGUCCCCGCAUGCUGCCCAUCGAGAAGAACCUCGUCGACGAGGUGUGGGGCGCCGACAGGCCCGCGUACCCGGACACUCCCAUCACCCCUCUGGACGUGAAGUACACAGGCGUCGCGUGGCAGAGCAAAGUGGAGAAGGUGCGAGACUCGAUGCGCGCGUCCGGCAACGACCUCCUGGUCCUGUCCGCCCUGGACGACUGCGCCUGGCUGCUCAACCUGCGCAGCGGCGAGGUGCCGUACACGCCCGUGUUCCGCUGCUACGUCGUGCUCGGACUCGACGCCAUGCACGUCUUCAUCCCCGCCGAGAAGAUCAGCCCCGAGGUGCGCAGCCACCUGAGCGACACCGGCAUCAACCCGCAGAUCCACGCCCACGAGGAGGUGUGGACGCUGCUGCCCCAGCUGAGCGCCGCCGCCAACAGUGUGGCCCUCACCACCCCCGUCGUGUACCACACCGGCUCCAGCUACAAGCUCUACAAGGCGGUCCAGCCGGGGAAGGUCAAGUUCAUCGCGUCGCCAGUCCUCUACAUGAAGGCCACAAAGAACUCGGUCGAGGCCAUGGGCAUGAGGCGGGCGCACGUCAAGGAUGCCGUCGCGCUCAUCGAGAUGCUCGCCAUCCUGUCGGAGGAGGUGCCGGCCGGCAAGUACUGGGACGAGCAGAUGGUGGUGGAGGCGCUGGCCAAGCUGCGGUGGAAGCAGGAGAACUCGCACGGCCCCAGCUUCGACACGAUCGCCGCCUUCGGCAAGAACGCAGCGCUGCCGCACUACGAGCCCAGCAACGCCACCAACGUGCCCAUCACGACCGACAACCUGCUCAUGAUCGAUUCUGGCGGCCAGUACUCCGAGGGUACGACGGACGUCACACGCACCGUGCACUUCGGCACGCCGACGCCCGUGCAAGUGGAAGUCUACACCAAGCUGCUCAAAGGCUGCAUCGACCUGGCUUCCGUCAAGUUCCCCAAGGGCUACACCAUGCAGAACCUCGAGAUCGUCCUGCGCGCGCCCCUCUUCUCCCUGGGCCUGCAGUACGGUCACGGAUCCACCCACGGCAUCGGCCAUUUCCUCGCCGUGCAUGAAUCAUUUGAUUACGCUUAUGACGUCAACUUCUUUGGAUCACAAGAGCCUGGUUACUAUAGAGAAGAUGACUUUGGUAUGAGGCUGGAGAACAUUGUGCAAGUAGUUCCAGCUGAUGUUAAGUUUAAAAGUACAACAUCUUUCCUCACGUUUGAAACAACCACUUUAGUGCCAUAUGAUAAGAAGCUAAUAAAUACUAGUUUACUUUCUCCUGACGAGAUUAAAUGGCUGAACAUUUACAAUCAGCAUAUUAGGAUAGCUGUUGGUCCAGAGUUAAUACGCCAAAAUAAAACUAAAGCUUACAAAUGGCUUAUGGAACACACACAGUUAAUUUCCUAGCGUUAACUGUAUGUGAUAGAACUUAAGCUUUAUCUCUAAGGCAUUCCAAGUAACACAAAAACGUCACAAAUAAGUUGUUAUUAAGUUUUAGUUACUAUUCUGACAUCACAAUAUGAUGUCUUUGCGGCAGUUUUUUUGUUACUUGGGUAUAAUUUAUUUCUCUUCCUUCUCAAUAAAAAUAAAUAAUUACAACUCUA
Molecule: messenger RNA, 2209 nt
Organism: Frankliniella occidentalis (western flower thrips)
Lineage: Eukaryota; Metazoa; Arthropoda; Insecta; Thysanoptera; Thripidae
Product: xaa-Pro aminopeptidase ApepP-like
Source: RefSeq, a predicted model, not a curated record